Pollicipes pollicipes is the source of this 2513-nucleotide messenger RNA. Its product is annotated as protein mothers against dpp. The record is from RefSeq and is a predicted model, not a curated record. Gene Ontology annotation, molecular function: I-SMAD binding; RNA polymerase II cis-regulatory region sequence-specific DNA binding; DNA-binding transcription factor activity, RNA polymerase II-specific. The coding region runs from base 81 to 1448 and encodes 455 amino acids. Lineage: Eukaryota; Metazoa; Arthropoda; Thecostraca; Pollicipedomorpha; Pollicipedidae. Gene Ontology annotation, biological process: regulation of transcription by RNA polymerase II; BMP signaling pathway; cell differentiation. Gene Ontology annotation, cellular component: heteromeric SMAD protein complex. The transcript has 8 exons.
UUGAUUGUUUACAGCUCGUACCGCUCGUACCGCGGGCGGUACUGCCUGGCCGAUGCGUAUUUAGGAAGGUAACCAGCGCAAUGGCAGGGCUGAACAGCCUGUUCACGUUCACCAGUCCAGCCGUGAAAAAGCUGUUGGGAUGGAAGCAGGGUGAUGAGGAGGAGAAAUGGGCAGAGAAGGCAGUGGAUGCACUGGUCAAGAAGCUGAAAAAGACCAAGGGCGCGCUGGAGGACCUGGAGAACGCGCUGAGCCGUCCCGGCGAGCGCACCAACUGCGUCACCAUCCCGCGCAGCCUAGACGGCCGUCUGCAGGUGUCGCACCGCAAGGGCCUGCCGCACGUGAUAUACUGCCGCGUCUGGCGCUGGCCCGACCUGCAGUCGCACCACGAGCUGAAGCCGGUCGAGGACUGCGCCUACCCCUUCACGGCCAAGCAGAAGGACGUCUGCAUCAAUCCGUACCAUUACAAACGCGUGGAGAGUCCCGUGCUGCCGCCCGUGCUGGUGCCGCGCCACAACGAGUUCGCGCCGGGCCACUCGCUGCUGCACUUCCAGCCGCAGCAGCCGGAGCCGCUGAUGCCGCACAACGUCAGCUUCAGCGGCCAGGGCUUCAGCCAGCCGGGCUCGCCGCCCAGCGGCGCGCCGUCGCCGCUCUCCUCCAUCUCCUCGGCCGGCUCGCCGCGUCCGGUCGGCGCCGGGCCGCAGUCGCCGUUCGGCCUGCAGGCCGACACGCCGCCGCCGGCCUACAGCCAGCUGGACGAGGGCGGCGCGGCCGGCGGCGACGCGGCCAACCGCAUGGACACCUCGGGCGGCGCGGUGGCCGCCGGCGACUUGCAGCCCAUCACAUUCCAGGAGCCAAAAUUCUGGUCCAGCAUCGCCUACUACGAGCUGAACAACCGCGUGGGCGAGGUGUUCCACUCGUCGGUCAACUCUGUGAUCGUGGAUGGCUUCACCGACCCCAACAACAAGUCCGACCGGUUCUGCCUCGGCCAGCUCUCCAACGUCAACCGUAACUCCACCAUCGAGAGCACACGCAAACACAUCGGAAAAGGCGUGCACCUGUAUUACGUGGGCGGCGAGGUGUACGCCGAGUGUCUCUCCGACUCGGCGGUGUUCGUGCAGUCCCGCAACUGCAACCACCACCACGGCUUCCACCCGUCCACCGUCUGCAAGAUCCCGGCCGGCUGCAGUCUCAAGAUCUUCAACAACCAGGAGUUCGCCCAGCUGCUCUCGCAGAGCGUCAACCACGGCUACGAGGCCAUCUUCGAGCUGACCAAGAUGUGCACCAUCAGGAUGUCGUUCGUGAAGGGCUGGGGCGCCGAGUACCACCGCCAGGACGUGACCUCCACGCCUUGCUGGAUCGAGAUCCAUCUGCACGGGCCGCUCCAGUGGCUGGACAAGGUGCUCACGCAGAUGGGCUCGCCGCACAACGCCAUCUCCAGCGUGUCGUGAUGGGCCGGCCGGGGCCGGCGGCGGCGGCGGCGCGCGAUCUCACGGAGGGCCGCCGCGAGCGACUCUCCCCGGCCGCCGCCGCCUCGGACUCUGAGGCAGUCGCCUGUCGCGAGGCUGGCGCCGCGAGACCGCUGCGCUGGCAGACAGCCGCUGCAGAGGCUUCCACGCGGACGCCAGGAGCCGGCGAGAAGCCGCCUUUCCUGCCGACGGCGUCAGGAGGUCGCCGUCCGGUGAUGCCGCGGGACUCCCUUCCCUGGGGCCCCUCCCCCUCCUUUCCCCCCGCUCCCGCCCCGGCGGCCGCUGCCGUGCCGGGACCCGCCCGCGCCCCUGUACAUAGUGCCUUGGCACGCGGCGGGUCCAGAGGCAGGCGUGCGCGCGGUGUCCGCGUGGCCAGUAGAUCGAGCGGUAGUGCGAGCUUGGCGGCCCCCCGGUUCGGGGCGAGCCCCACGCGAUCAUUGUAACGGGCGGCGCUUGUUCGUGGCCAUAAUGCGGGCGCGACGCGAACAUUGCGCGCGCGCUCCGCAGAUGCGAUGCCACCGACGUCUGCGCGACCUGGCCCAGAGGUGGCCUCCAGUAUGAAGUAGGCGGCCCGGGGGCGGCGCCGGACGUACUCGUGCCAUUUGUCUGGUGAUCUAGUUGGACGCGGCCAGUUGCAAGGCGUUGCUCGGAUGUUGAUUUGAUGGGAUUUGAACCUGAUGUCACGCCCGCCGCGACCACGACACACGGUCUGCGGCGCCCCGCGCGUAACGUGUGCAUAAUACGAGGCGGCGAAAGGGCCCGAACGGUGACAAUCAUGUGACGUCCAAAGCCGCUGGCCCUGCCAGCUGACAAGACAACGAAAUGCUCGUCCGAUUUGAUCCAGCUUUUAUCGUGAGUCGUUUAAUGUGAAUAGCGUUUUUACUAUAGUAGUGGCUUGUAGGGAUUGUGCUUGCAACGUAUAGCGGCGAAUAGCAUUACCGUGCUGGCCUCGGGUGCCGCCCGCGAUGGGGGCAAAGGCAUUUGACAUUUCGAUAUAUUUUCGCGGCUUUCAUACGUGGAAUCUUGUUUUGCAUAAAUACACUUCAG